GCGAGGUUCUCUGGAGCGCACUCCAAGAUCGGCCCGAAUUUCAAUUUGUGUCGGCAGUCAGGCCAUCAUUUCUUGAUUGCCGUCGGAUCUGGGUAUCGCUCGCAAUCCAAGCGGCCAGCAGCGCCUCGCUCCGAACUCGUCGAGGAUUUCUUCGCUAUUUCCAGCGGAAUUGGAUGUUGAGCUCAGAUCUCGAAUCCAAUGGUUCGCGAGAUGCUGCGCGCUUUCUUGAUCGGGAGUAUUAUUUGUGCAGCUCAUUGUGUGCCGGUCGGGCGCGAAUAUCUUGCAGAUUCAUUGGAAUGGUCGGAAGAAUCAGUGCAGGCUGAUCUGAAAACAGUUGUGGAGCAGAGAUUAGAGCGAUUCUUCAGAGGCAUCAAAUAUUCGGAGUGUGUUGUGUCGAAGGAAAGAGAUUUGUUGAUCACGGCUGUAAAGGGCCUCCUGAAAGCCUCAAAAGAAGUGCGGGAGAACAAAGACGUCGUCGCAUCUCUCGAGGAACUACAAGAGAUUCUCGAAGGGAACGCUCGGAUGGUGGUCGAAAGCUCCAGGGACAUACAAGGACUUCUCGAAUUCAAGAGCAGAUUCGCGGAUAUCAUGUCGAUGUCACUCGGAUAUCCCGGCGUCACGAAUUUCAUCAAGAAAAUUUAUGAAAUCCAGAGGAGGGCCCCGACUAUCUUUGUCCUUUUGGACAAGAUCAAGAACAUCCCGAUGGACAUGUUGAGAAACUUCGACUAUUUCGCCUCUGUGAAAAACUGUGCGGCGGAUAUUCGAAGACCACCGGUUCCGACCUGAAUGGCAGGAUUGAAUGGUCUCCCUGCUAUCUGCGCGAUCAUCCGCUAUUUUCCAGUCACUAGCUAGGCGAAAUUCGAGAGACAGCCGUGAGUCCCUGAAUUCGACGGGCGACAGAAGUGAAAACAAAAUGUCCGCGCCGGAAUCCCCACCGCCAGAAUAAAUGAAUUUUUCUCAGCAAU
Messenger RNA from Galendromus occidentalis (western predatory mite), 965 nucleotides. RefSeq lists its product as uncharacterized. The coding region runs from base 199 to 786 and encodes 195 amino acids. NCBI's taxonomy places the organism in Eukaryota, Metazoa, Arthropoda, Arachnida, Mesostigmata, Phytoseiidae. The record is from RefSeq and is a predicted model, not a curated record. The transcript has 3 exons.